Formica exsecta is the source of this 3245-nucleotide messenger RNA. RefSeq names its product transmembrane protease serine 13. The record is from RefSeq and is a predicted model, not a curated record. The transcript has 12 exons. The coding region runs from base 1449 to 3080 and encodes 543 amino acids. Lineage: Eukaryota; Metazoa; Arthropoda; Insecta; Hymenoptera; Formicidae. Gene Ontology annotation, molecular function: serine-type endopeptidase activity. Gene Ontology annotation, biological process: proteolysis.
GGACCACAGGGAUACUCUGUGAAUUAAGAAAAAUGGUUUAUAAAUGACAUAUGCGAUGAUGAGAAAGACAAUUAGAUGAAAAAACAAGUAGAUAAUUAGAUAAGUGGAAUAGAACGAGAUAAGUGAAGAACUCGGAAAAACUGAAGAAUCUGUUGAUUUCCUCGUGUUUCAUAAGACUGAUACUAUGUAAUGCAACUCUGAGAGAUAUCAAAUUUCAUCUUAUCGAGUAAACAUAAACGUGAUAAGAUAUUAACGGUUGUAAUCCCUAGAAUUCAUAUAAGAUGAAAUGUAGCGACGGGAUCCAGUGACUCGCGUAAUACUACUAAUAUGAUGCCGACUCAAAGAAGAACCGAAAUAUCUCAUCUCGGCUUCAUCGAUCAAGCUUAUCGGAGAGCGGCAUGAUUCGCCGGCAAUACCGGCGUACGGGAGAGUGCUUCGAGGAAGAACAAAGAUAUCGCUACGAGCUCUAGGUAGCUCUCAAAGGUGAAGACAGACGUCGGUUGUGGAAGACGUCGGGAGAACUAAAAAUAUCAGCCGGUUCCGCGGUUGGUAGGCCGACGUGCCCCGCCACGUCGUAUUCCACGCUAAACAAUUUUACCGGCUGGAAAAGAUGAGAGUGAUAUCUCUCCGCGUGCGCGGGGUGAAAAUAGGGUUCGCCUUUAAUCUCGCGUACGACGAUUCGCAGUAAACCAUCGGGCUAUCAAGCACGAUCGUCGUUACCGCAAAGAGCUAGUUGACAGAUCGGACAUUCACGAGAGACGCGAUCGUGAUCGCGACUUCGCGCGUGAUCCACGGUGAACGAAUUUACUUAGUUGUCUUCUACUAUUCCGUCUACUAUUAUUCAUCGUCUGCUACUGUUAUAAACGCAUACCGCAUCGAAGAUUGCAAAUAUUCUUACGAUGAUUGGAAUGCCAAGGCAGAAGCUAUCAGUGUCCUCGUCGCAUCUAUUCGAGGGUCUGGGACAUCCUUGAUACAUCGACAAGCUUCUUCGCGCGCCGAAAAAUUUCGGGCUAUUUAUUGUUUCGGAUACACCGUUGAAAUACACCGGGGUUGCCUUAAAGGAGAUCUGUCUGUAUCGGAUUUCAUUACGGCAGAUCGACGCGUCCGGACUUAGGACGCAGGGUCAAGGCCGAGAGCUACCUCGCGGCGGAUUCGACGGAGGAGGCCGUUGACAGUGUUCGAAGCUCCAAAUUUCUCCCCGAGACUCUUUCAUCGACGGUAUUUUACGGCGCGGUUGUUUGAAAUUCUUCGCGCGGAGUCGUGCCCGUAUUUAUAGAUCUGCAGCGCGUAGGGCCGCGUACAUACACACGCGUUUACGCACGCAGCAGCUCCUUCGUCUCGAAGGUGGAAAAAUAAGUAAGUAGGUACGUGGAACAGCCGGCGAACCGGAGCCACGCCGUCGUCGGGCCCACGUCCGUAAAGCGCGAGCACGUCGCGAUCAUGACGCGAUGCGUCCGCGACAGGAGCACCACCGGCUUGUCUCGCCGACGAGCGCGUCCCCGUCGCCGUCGAACUGUCUGCGCUGGUCGCCCCGCUGGCUCCCAUCCGCCAAACCACUACUUCUGGACAUGAUCGCCGGCGCCGCGAUCCUCCGUAUCCUCGUCGUCCUGCUUGCUCUUGGCCACGUGGUCGCCGCCGACGGUUUGAAUGCAAAUAAGACAUUUGUCUUUGGAAUUAAGGGCGAUGUAGAUUAUCUCCAUCCGAUCAAUCAGCCAUCUGCUGUGGAAUAUUUACCAAAGAACAAAGCGACGAAGCUGUCGCAUUUCACGAAUUGGAGCGAAUGGUCGGUAUGCGAUCGGCAUUGUACACAAAAUCGCGUCAGGAGGUGCCGAACGAAAAAAGAUUGCGGAUCAACUGUACUUAGGGAAGAACGCGGUUGUCAACAUAAGAGAGAAGGUCGUCGAAGACGAUGCAAGCAACGCCAACGCCGAAGACACCGACGAAGGGAUGAAAGAUUUCACGUGGUCCAGGUACCUAAAGAAGCAGAGCCUAGGCAUGGAAAUCGAAGAGGUAAGGAUAUUAAAGAACACUCCGGAGGACAUUACGGGAAAUGGAGCAAAUGGUCGCCUUGCACGAGGCUGUGCACUACGCAACGUCAUAGAUGGUGCAGAAAACCUGGCAUCUGCGGACGCGAUGUGAUACGAGAGAGCGCCUACUGUUACGUCGAAGGUAGCUUUUGCCAAAGAUGGAUCCAUCGAAAGAUUCGUGGUAGUCACGAAGAAGAUGGCGAAAACUUGGUGUUGGAUGAGUUCGAACUCAAUCCCAACACCGUCGAUAGUUUCGCUCCGGAGAAGAAUUCAAAUACUUGGAAGUGUGGAGUGGCGAAUUCUCAUAAAAGUGCUAGAUUAUCAUACUUUAUGCGAAUUAUCGGCGGCCGUCCAACUACACCUGGAAGUUGGCCGUGGCAAGUGGCUGUGUUAAAUCGAUUUCGAGAAGCUUUCUGCGGCGGAACAUUAGUAUCCCCACAAUGGGUAUUGACGGCCGCGCAUUGCAUUAGGAAACGUCUGUACGUUCGCAUUGGAGAGCACGAUUUAACGGUGAAAGAAGGCACGGAAUUAGAGCUCAGGGUGGAUUCGGUGACCAUCCAUCCGGAAUACGACGCCGAUACUGUUGAUAACGACGUGGCUCUACUUCGUUUACCAGUUAUCUUGACCCCAUCUCCCUCGAGAGGUAUCGCAUGUUUGCCUGCGUCGAAGCAGCCUUUACCUACGAACCAGUUGUGCACUAUUAUCGGCUGGGGCAAGUCCAGCGUGACGGAUGAUUUUGGAACGGAUGUGCUGCAUGAAGUCAGAGUUCCAAUAGUGUCACCCGAAACUUGCCGAGAAGUUUACAUAGAUUAUAGAAUCACAGACAAUAUGUUCUGUGCCGGUUAUCGCCGCGGAAAAAUGGAUUCUUGUGCGGGCGACAGCGGAGGCCCUUUACUUUGCAGGGAUCCUCGAAAGCCCGAUCAUCCGUGGACAAUAUUUGGUAUUACUAGUUUCGGCGAAGGUUGCGGCAAACGCGGUAAAUUCGGUAUAUACGCGAGACUAUCUAAUUAUGUGCGUUGGAUUACAAAAGUGAUAAAACAGGCGGAUGAAUGAAUACACUUAUUGUUAAAAGAUAUGCCUAAAUUAUAAUUGUAUAAUUAGUAUUCACACGUGAACGAGGAUAAAGAUAGAAAAUAUGAUAAGGCAAUCAGAUUACAAAUUUCAAGUUAUAUCUCGAUUUAUCGAGAUGGCAAAAAGUGCAAAACUGCAUUUGAAAAG